UCGUUCCAUACCUUCCACUAUUCCGUAUUUUAUCGAAUAACAUGUGAGCAGUCGAUCAAACACCAUAUACAAUGAACAAGAAUGAAAUUCCAGGUUUCGGCGUUCGUCACACCCAAGUGCUCCUGAUGUUUUCUUGGAAUGUACUCUACACUUCAAUGGUCAAUGGUUUCCCAAUGUGCCUUGUUGCAAUGACAAAUGCAGCUACUAGUCCAAAUCCUCGUAUACCAACAUUUUCAGAUUGGCAAGACAGCAGUAUAAUAUUAUCCGCAUAUUUUUGGGGGUUUGUUACCACCCAACUUUUCGGAGGGUACAAUGGACGAAGGUAUGGGGUGAAGUGGUUCAUGGUUACAUCUAUGCUGAUCACAUCUAUCAUUUGUUUCGUUAUUCCAUCCGUUGUGGUCAAUUUUGGGUCGAUUGGGCUCAUUUUGGGAGUAAUGAUAGCUGGUUUGGCCCAAGGAUUCAGCUACACUAUGCUUCCGGUUUUCAUUAGUUCUUGGGUACCAUUCAAGGAGAAAACUACUUUAGGAAACGCAAUAUAUGCAGGUUACGGUGUAGGCUGUGUCCUUGGUAUAAACGUAGCCACUAGAUGCUCCAUAUCUUGGUAUGGAUGGCCACUGUCAUUUUACAUAUCUGGAACGAUGCAAUUGUUCUGGAGCUGUUUCAUGACUAUAUUUGGAGAGAAUGAACCAGAGCAUCAUAAAUCAAUAUCGGAUGCCGAAGUCCGAUAUAUAUUAGAGGGCAAGAAUUUUCAGAAACGGCUAGCCGUUCCAUGGAGAACCAUAUUCAACUCGAGAGAGGUUUGGUCGCUUUGGAUUGCACAUGGUGGAGCAGUUAUAAUAACAUGGUUGAGUGCAGCAGAGUUUCCAGUUUAUCUCAGUGAUGUUUUUGAAUUCAAUUUGGAACAGGUUUGCAACAUCAUGACCAUGUCAUUCCUUCUUAUUGGUGUUCUCAGCAUAGGAGUUAGUGUUGUUGUUGAAUAUUUCAUCAAUGUUUGGCAAAUUCCAACUGGUUCUUUGAGAAAAGUUUGCAAUUCAAUCGCUUCUUUUGGUUCAUCGUUUAUGUUAAUUUGCAUGGCCAAUCUAACGAAUUUGGACAGAGUAAAAGUGGUUUUCUUCACAUUGAGCAUAUUCUGUUUCAACGCAGCAUCAUUCUCUGGCUAUCUGUUGAAUUACAACGAUAUUAGUCCGAAUUUCUGUGGCGUGAUUUUUGGUUUGGGAGGAAUGGUAUCGAGUAUCAUGAACAUAGCCAACCCAAUUCUGAUAUCCAUUUAUGUUAGAGACCAGUCCGAUCCUAGAGAAUGGGCUUUGAUUUUCUGGUCCUCAGCAGUUGUGAUGAUUGUAUCGAAUAUCAUUUUCCUCAUGUUCGGAUCUGGAGAGAAACAAAAGUGGGACGAUUGCCCCGAGGAAAAAAGAUAAACUGAUGUUGAGAAAAUCCUUGAGUUAUAACGUAGAAUCAACAUUAAAGAUACGAAGACAAAAAAUAAUGACACACCGGC
This is a messenger RNA of Coccinella septempunctata (seven-spotted ladybird), 1495 nucleotides long. Its product is annotated as putative inorganic phosphate cotransporter. Gene Ontology annotation, molecular function: transmembrane transporter activity. The coding region runs from base 72 to 1415 and encodes 447 amino acids. The transcript is spliced from 10 exons. Gene Ontology annotation, biological process: transmembrane transport; monoatomic anion transport. Gene Ontology annotation, cellular component: plasma membrane. The record is from RefSeq and is a predicted model, not a curated record. Lineage: Eukaryota; Metazoa; Arthropoda; Insecta; Coleoptera; Coccinellidae.